GUUCAUCAUCGAGUUUGAGCAUCAAGUCAUCGUAUAUAAUUAAGAAACAGGCCGGCGCCAUAUAGAUAUAGCCUAUCCAGUAUCCACCUUGCAAAUCCCACAGCACUACGUAUCACAAGAAACAACAAUGGCCGCUUGGACAAGAAAGGCCACCGCCACCGCCAAGGCCUUGGCGAGCUGCGUGCCCGGUGCUAUUCUUCGUGACGACGAUGACAAGCAGAGGAUCGUCGUCCCGAAAGGGUACCUCCCCCUAUUGCUGGUUCGCGGCGGCGGCGGCGGCGGCGACGACGACGACCAAGGUGCAGGCUCGGAGACGAGGGUCCUGGUGCGCGUGAGAGACCUCAAGGAGCCCUGCAUGGCGGCGUUGCUGGAGAUGGCCGAGCAACAGUUUGGGUACGGGCAGCAAGGGGUGCUCAAGGUCCCCUGUGACGCGGAACGCUUUCACCAUGUGGUUAACAUGGCACGCAAGUACAAGGUUGCUAGUACAUAAAUCUGCAUGUACGAGGUUAAUUAGUUGCUGGGAGAAACGACAUAGCUAGAUUCUUCAUUAUUUUUGGUUACAUCGGCUUCACGUAUUCUAGCUAGUUGGACUUGGACGGGUAUGCUAAUUAAUGCGACGUAAGUCUACCGCAAGUUUGAUUUGGUUAUUAUAGGAAGAAGAGAUGA
This is a messenger RNA of Sorghum bicolor (sorghum), 666 nucleotides long. Its product is annotated as auxin-responsive protein SAUR71. Lineage: Eukaryota; Viridiplantae; Streptophyta; Magnoliopsida; Poales; Poaceae. The record is from RefSeq and is a predicted model, not a curated record. Gene Ontology annotation, biological process: response to auxin. The transcript has a single exon. Bases 128 to 490 code for a protein of 120 amino acids.